Messenger RNA from Sciurus carolinensis (gray squirrel), 2503 nucleotides. It is a transcript of the gene Plppr2, whose product is annotated as phospholipid phosphatase related 2. Gene Ontology annotation, molecular function: phosphatidate phosphatase activity. Gene Ontology annotation, biological process: signal transduction; phospholipid dephosphorylation; phospholipid metabolic process. Bases 153 to 1511 code for a protein of 452 amino acids. The transcript is spliced from 9 exons. NCBI's taxonomy places the organism in Eukaryota, Metazoa, Chordata, Mammalia, Rodentia, Sciuridae. The record is from RefSeq and is a predicted model, not a curated record.
CUACCCUUGCCUGCCUGAGCCUUAGUGUCCACAUCUGCACAAUGGGGGUGACUAUCCCUGCCCUGCUGGCCAUCAGGAGUGGCUGUGAGUCUGUGGUUGUGGUGGCAGCCUGUCAGAAGCCCUAGGGCAUUUUCACAGGCCCAGCCUUCACCAUGGCGGGAGGGAGACCUCACCCAAAGAGGAGUUUCUCCAUCAUUCCUUGCUUCGUCUUUGUGGAGUCAGUGCUGCUGGGCAUUGUGGUUCUGCUUGCUUACCGCCUGGAGUUCACAGACACCUUCCCCGUGCACACCCAGGGAUUCUUCUGCUAUGACAGUACCUACGCCAAGCCCUAUCCAGGGCCUGAGGCUGCCAGCCGAGCACCACCGGCCCUCAUCUAUGCCUUGGUCACUGCGGGGCCCACCCUUACGAUCCUGCUGGGGGAGCUGGCACGUGCUUUCUUCCCCGCACCGCCCUCAGCCAGCCCCAUCAUCGGGGAGAGCACCAUCGUGUCGGGGGCCUGCUGCCGCUUCAGCCCCCCGCUGCGGAGGCUGGUCUGCUUCCUGGGGGUAUACUCCUUCGGCCUCUUCACCACGACCAUCUUCGCCAACGCGGGACAGGUGGUGACCGGCAACCCCACGCCACACUUCCUGUCAGUUUGCCGCCCCAACUACACCGCCCUGGGCUGCCCACCACCCUCACCUGACCGUCCAGGGCCUGACCGCUUUGUCACUGACCAGGGCGCCUGUGCAGGUAGCCCCAGCCUUGUGGCCGCUGCGCGCCGCGCCUUUCCCUGCAAGGAUGCAGCCCUGUGCGCUUAUGCAGUCACCUACACUGCGAUGUAUGUUACCUUCGUGUUCCGCGUGAAGGGUUCCCGCCUGGUUAAACCCUCCCUCUGCCUGGCCCUGCUGUGCCCUGCUUUCCUGGUGGGCGUGGUCCGCGUGGCGGAGUACCGCAAUCACUGGUCAGACGUGCUGGCGGGCUUCCUGACUGGGGCAGCCAUCGCCACCUUUCUGGUCACCUGUGUUGUGCACAAUUUCCAGAGCCGGCCACCCUCUGGCCGAAGGCUCUCCCCCUGGGAGGACCUGGGCCAGGCCCCCACCGUGGACAGCCCCCUCGAAAAGUUAAGUGUGGCCCAGGAACCCGAGGCCUGCAGGCCGCAUUCGACACCGGCACGGCUCACCCCAUCCAAGCCGCAGAACUGCGCCCGCCGUGGCCACCUGAUCCCCAGCUGCGUGUCCUCCAGGGCCCCAGCCAUGUGUUCGUCACCUCGUGUGCCCCGCCCUCGACUGAGGUCUGAGCCAACACCCCUACCACUGCCCUUGCCCCUGCCAGCACCAACUCCCAGCCAGGGCCCCUCACCUUCCUCCCCUGGACCUGGGGGCCCAGGCGGGGGUGGUGGGCGUGGCCGGAAGCUGCUGCUGCCCACUCCCCUGCUGCGGGACCUUUAUACCCUUAGUGGACUCUAUCCCUCCCCCUUCCACCGGGACAACUUCAGCCCUUACCUGUUUGCCAGUCGCGACCACCUGCUGUGAGGCCCACCUGUCCAUCCAGAACCUGCCCACGUCCCCAUUUCUCCCCCGCCACACGUGUAUGUGCGUGUGCCACGUGAGUGCCAAAGCCCCCUGCCCACAAACCAGCCAGGCCCUGACAUUAGGAGGUGGCUGGAAGGACAUGCAGGGGGAUCCCCUGCCUCUUUUGCCCUUCGGGACAUCCCAGUGGGCACAACUGCUGGUUGGGCCCUUGUACCUAGGAUUGUCCUUUUAAGGGCUAAAGCUGGGCUCAAUUGGCCAUUGCCCAGCCAAUGAGAACCCUCGGUUCUCAGAAUUCCACCCCAAAGGACUUUACUCCAGCCAAUGGGAGCCUCCCUCUCACUUCUUAGAAUCCUCAGGCAAGAGGGCAACUCCAGCAGCGUUCAGUGCCUGAACAGCCAGUAGGAGCCCUUGGCUUUCAAAAUUUCUAGAGUGGGUGGGUAUGAUUCCAGUCAAUGGGGGACCGCCUGUGUUUAAGCAUGUGCAAAGGAGAGGAGGGAGAGGGGUUCAUCCUUUGUCACCAGAUCCUUUCUCCUCCAAAUCAGAGUCCAGCUGGAGGGUGGGGGGCAGGUUCCCCCAUGGCAGGGUCCUUGGGGUACCUCUUCUCCUUCAGCCCCUCCCCCAUGUGCACCCCUCUCACCCCAUCCCUCCCAACUCCCUACUUAAGCAGGGCUAACCCCAGUUCAGAGGUUUUGGGGUUCAGGGUGCUGUGUCUCCCCUUGCCUGUGCCCAGGGCCACCUAAAUCCUUCUGUUACUUAUUAGGGCUGUGGGAAAGAACAUUUUUUUUUCUUGGAACCCACCCCUGUUCUUCACACUUCCCCCCAUGCCUCAGCCUCAUGCAGAUGUGCCAUCUUGGGGGGCAUGGGUGGAGCAGAGGGGGCUCCCCUACCCUGAGCAGCCAACUGCAGUGGGCAGAGGAGACAUUGUCCCCUUUCCUGCACCCUUCUCAUCUUUAAUAAAGACCUGGCUUCUCAUCUUUAAUAAAAACCUGUUU